AUGAGCGAGACGGCAACCGCAAACCCCCCGCCGGGAUUUCCCUGGACCGGUCUGCUACAAUGGCAACCAUUCCAGAUCGACGCCCUCGGUCUGAUUACAUUGCUGGGAGCUGAAGAAGUGAAUGCUUCUGUUGGCAGGCUCGUACGCAGCACAUGGCUGGAAUACUUGCCCCUCCUGGGCGCGUACGUCAUCGCCAACGAGCGUUUCCGCGAAAAGGAAGCUGGCUUUCACCUCUACAACAUCUCCAAAGGCAUUGCGACAACAGAUCUCGCUCCUUGGUUCUCCCGCUGGAUCAAGGCCCAAGACUUCGAGCAGACCCGGAGCUUCGUAAGGUGGACCGUCGAGAAGCGACCAAAUCUGCGAUAUCAGCAUAUCCUUGGCUUUGGGCUCAGCUUCAGCGCUAUAGGGUUCUUGCUCGCAAUGACUGUGCUAUCCUACGACUGGUAUGGUUUCGCUAAUGCCCUGUCGAUGGCAAGCUCGGUCAUGGUGCGGCACUAUAUGAUUGAGUCUAUGCGUGAUGCAAUUGACGAGCAAGUUCUGGGGUCACGAAACGAAGACAAGCGGCCGCUUGAUGAAAAGAAAGAGAAACUUGUCGGGUCCCAUCCACUCGAUCGAGGCUGGCUUGGCAAAAAUCCUUCAAAGCUUCUCAUCAUCACUUCUGACGCGAAGGCCGUUACGAUGUUGAUACCAGAAGAGCUUAUGAAACCACCCUCACCGUUCAUCGCUCGAUUGCAGCCGCACCAUCGCUUCUGGUAUGGUGUCAUGAGGUGGGCAGGUUGGAUCGCAUUUGCGGUGCAGGUCAUCUCGAUCGGUAUGGCCGAUCUCGCCACACAGUUGGUUACUGUAUUCCUGUUGGUAGUCCCAACAGUUCUCCAUGUUAGCAAGCUGGGAUGUGAUGACUCGAAAUGGAAGCAAAACAUAGCUCGCGGCUGGGAGAAAUUUAGGGGCAUGUUGGGGAAAGAACCGCCACGGCCCAAGCCUGACGAGGAAAAGAUCGGAACCGAAGUCUACAUCAGCCAACCCAACGAGCCAAAAGCCAGAGAAUUCAGCUUCAAAUACGCGUGCUGGAUAGGCAAUCUCCUAAAAGCCGAGGUCUACGAAUGGCCAAUGGAUCACCACUAUACCUUCACCGGUAAGGACGAGCGCGGCCCGCGACGUGUAAAGCCAUAUGUGCACACCAACAAACCCUUCGACAAGCGACAGUAUCUCUAUGCCUGGCUGCAACUGACCAAGCAGGAGACUGACAGCAUGGACAAGUGGGAUCUCCUCCCGCACGACCGCCCUGGCCACAAUGAUGGCUGGCUCAAGGACUAUCAGAUGGGCAGGGACCACGUCACCGAGCUCAACAGGCAGGGUCAGGGGAUCAUGAAGAUCAUUGCGAGAGCUCCUGGGGCGCAAGCUCAAGACCAUGCGGACACGAGAGCCGCUGACGCCGAGACCACCAGGAGCAGCGCCGAUGGCAUACAUUCCCGAGACUUCCAGCUCGCUCACACCACCGAUCCCAACAUCGGAGGCGGACUUGGAGGUCGAGGGAGCGUCGGUGCCGCCAACGACAGCCAGCACGAUCCGCUCCCCUCGCCGAGAACAGCCAGAGACCGCGCUCCUGCGGCUAUUGCAGACCCCAUCGCCCACGAGGUGGUGGACACCGAGGAGCUCUGGCAACCCCUGCCACCGAGACGGCGAGACACGGGCAUGACGGUGGAUUCGGCCAACUAUGUCAGCCACGAGGUGGCCAAGGAGCGCAGGCUGAGUCUCGCGAGCUUGCCGCCGGUGUCGAGAGGGAAGGCGGGUCCUCUGCCGCCGGCGUCACCUGUCGAGCGGUAG
Cyphellophora europaea CBS 101466 is the source of this 1824-nucleotide messenger RNA. RefSeq lists its product as uncharacterized. Bases 1 to 1824 code for a protein of 607 amino acids. The record is from RefSeq and is a predicted model, not a curated record. NCBI's taxonomy places the organism in Eukaryota, Fungi, Ascomycota, Eurotiomycetes, Chaetothyriales, Cyphellophoraceae. The transcript has a single exon.